CACCGGUGGCCGCCGCGCCGGCGGCAAGUGCGGCGGCGCCGCUUUUGGACCACCAGGACAAGAACUGGGCCAAGUCGGAGAAGAAUCGCGAGAUCCGAAUGAAGGGUGAGGGCAAGAUCCCCGGAUGGAUUGGGGCCAUCUUCUACAUGGUGCUAGGAUUCAUGAAGGAGAUCCUCUUCACCAUUGUGCCGCAGAAGAACGUCACCUUCAGCAGUGACCGUAUCGGACUCACCCGUUCCGCCAUGUUUCUGUUUAUCUUCAUCAUCAUCCACGCCGUGGGCAACCUGCAUGUCUUCCUAGGGCCGGAUGACUUCAACGGCUACGGCUACUUCUACGUGAGGCUUUACUGGACGGGCUUUGGCUUCCAGGCCAACAUCGUGGAGGAGUACAUCCUGCUGGCAGCGCUGCUGCACGUCGUGGUUGCACUGAAGAGGACCUGGGAGAUCAGCAUCAACUAUGCCCUCAACUCCGGCAAGAUGAACCUUGCGCUUUCGGGCAUUAGCUUGCUGACCUUCAUGAUGAUCCACCUCUACCAGUUCCGGUUCGGCGACACCAAGCCCUGGAAGCUUUGCCCUCCGCCGUACCUGCUCAACCUGGACACGCUGCUUCACUUGAGGCUGAAUCUCUUCUGGGUCGACACCCCGGGAUGCGAGUCCGUUUACGUGCGUGACAUCUACCGCAUGGAGUUCGAGAUCUUCCAGUCUCUCGGUUGGGUGCUCUUCUACAUGUCGGCAGUGAUCAUCUUCAGCGUCCACAU
This is a messenger RNA of Symbiodinium pilosum, 757 nucleotides long. Lineage: Eukaryota; Dinophyceae; Suessiales; Symbiodiniaceae. The record is from the annotation of a GenBank genome assembly.